Mixia osmundae IAM 14324 is the source of this 1030-nucleotide messenger RNA. RefSeq lists its product as uncharacterized. Gene Ontology annotation, biological process: mRNA splicing, via spliceosome. Bases 40 to 942 code for a protein of 300 amino acids. NCBI's taxonomy places the organism in Eukaryota, Fungi, Basidiomycota, Mixiomycetes, Mixiales, Mixiaceae. Gene Ontology annotation, cellular component: U2-type spliceosomal complex; post-mRNA release spliceosomal complex. The record is from RefSeq and is a predicted model, not a curated record. The transcript has 5 exons.
GCUUUGCCAGGCCAGCCUCGACGUGGCGCGCAGAGCGUGAUGCAAGGCUUCAACAAAUACUAUCCACCCGACUAUGAUCCCUCAAAGUCAGCGUCACUCAAUGCUUAUCACGGCAAGCACGCUCUGGGCGAUCGUGCUCGCAAACUUGAUCAAGGUGUCCUCAUCACCCGCUUUGAGCUACCCUUCAAUGUCUGGUGUGGUGGAUGCGACGCUCAUAUAGGCAUGGGCGUGCGAUACAACGCCGAGAAGAAGCGCGUCGGAAACUAUUACACCACCUCGAUCUAUUCGUUCAGGUGCAAAUGCCAUCUAUGCGGCCAUUAUUUCGAGAUCCAGACGGACCCUAAGAAUGCCCGCUACGUCGUCACCCUCGGCGCUCGCCAGAAACACGAAGAGUGGGAUCCCGAAGAGAAUGGCACGAUUGUCUUCAAAGAGCCCUCACAAGCGCCCGCAGAUCCAUUCGCCGCCAUCGAGCAGAAGACUACAGAUCGAACACGCGCAGAGACGGCAGCGACGCGGCUUGAAGCCCUCGAAGAAAGCAGGGCAGAACAAUGGGCGGAUCCUUACUCGCAAUCACAGCGAUUGCGUGACUCUUUCCGGACAGAGAAGCGUGGGAGGCAGAUUCAAGAUGCCCGCGACGGUCUCGUCAGAGAUCGUUUCGGUCUCUCUGACAAGCUCCUUCUAGGAGCCUCUACGAAAGACGAGGAAGAGCAGGAUCGCAAUGCAUGGCAACGUGCAAAGGCACAGUCGGCAGCCGCUGCCCAAGUUAGUAGACGGCAUCAGGAGGAUGUGUUGCUCGGUCGAGAGCUCAUGACAUCUCCCCGCAAAAAGCGGUCGGCCGAUCCACAACCGUCCGCUGCCAGACAGCUCCAGAGGCAGCUUUCGCGCACCCGCAGGAAACACAGUGACCCCUUUCGCGCCGCCUUGCCUGACAAAUUUCUGUGAGCUUUGCCUGAUCGCGUCCUUGUUGUUGGAGCAGAAGCUGAGAUGAUGUUGUACCAAUAAUGUGAACAACAAUGACCUUCUAAGCAUU